AUAGCGUUACCUGGUGUUCUUUGUAAUGCGCUGGUGGCAGUGUUCACUCGUAGCCUACCGACACUCAACAAUUCGUUUGGACGACUAACAGCCAGCCAGGCCACUGGAGAGAUAGUCCUGUGCGCUUUGUUCGCAUUCUACUACGUGCCCAUGGUUGCCUUGGACAUUGGAGUCAUGAAGGAGUAUUCCAAUUACGUCGGUCUAAUUUUGCUGAUGUGCUAUGAUAUCUGUAUCUACUCUCACUUGAUUGUCGCUCUCAAUCGGUUGUCGGCCAUCAGCUCCCCGCUAUCUUACUCUGUGCAUUUU
Messenger RNA from Ostertagia ostertagi, 306 nucleotides. NCBI's taxonomy places the organism in Eukaryota, Metazoa, Nematoda, Chromadorea, Rhabditida, Trichostrongylidae. The record is from the annotation of a GenBank genome assembly.